AUGCAAACAUGGGGCACAAUGAUGGCUGAGACUGUAUAUUCAUCAAAGAAUGAUGCAAUUUGGGCAACAGCUUUUUUUUUCUCAAUGAUUGUGGAUUUUUACAGGCUGGUAUUUCAGAUCCGAAUCUAUUGUGAGACUAACUACUACAACUCAAACUGUACUAAAUACUGCCUCGCAUCAAAUGGACCAAAGGAACAUUACACUUGUGACCCAGAAACAGGUGCAAAAAUUUGUUUACCAGGCUGGACUGGAUUGGACUGCACUGAAGAUAUUGAUGAGUGCCUGCUGAAUUAUUGUGGCAAGGGUAUCUGUGUUAACUUACAGGCUGAUUACCUUUGUUACUGUCCUAAUCAUGACACAGGUAUAUUAGACAAUAGUGUUCUAAAAAUGAUAUACUCAAACUUAUAUACUGUAUUGGCAUAUAAUAUACUGAAUGCAACAUAUUUCCUUUAA
Messenger RNA from Candidula unifasciata, 453 nucleotides. NCBI's taxonomy places the organism in Eukaryota, Metazoa, Mollusca, Gastropoda, Stylommatophora, Geomitridae. The record is from the annotation of a GenBank genome assembly.